GACCAUGGAUCAAAAGAUUCCGUAUGAUGAUUAUCAACUCCCCGUGGUCUUUCUGCCCUCCUAUGAAAACCCACCUGCAUGGAUUCCACCGCAGGAUAGGAUUCAUCACCCUGACUACAACAAUGAACUUACCCAGUUCCUGCCUCGCAAUAUUGUGUUAAAGAAGCCACCAGGUGCUCAGCUGGGCUUCAACAUCCGUGGAGGAAAAGCUUCACAACUUGGCAUCUUCAUUUCUAAGGUUGUACCCGAUUCCGAUGCUCACAGGGCUGGCCUUCAAGAGGGGGAUCAAGUUCUGUCAGUCAAUGAUGUGGAUUUCCAGGAUAUAGAACACUCAAGGGCUGUGGAAAUUUUGAAGACGGCCAGAGAGAUUGUUAUGAGAGUCCGCUACUUCCCUUACAACUACCAGAGACAGAAGGAGAGGACUGUACACUAGGUGGCAGCAGAGAGCCGUGGUGUGAGGGACUAACAUCAUGGAGGCACUGAUAUUACCGUUGUGCCAACACUAAAAGAAGUGACGCAUUCAAAACAUACACACAAGAACACUUUUUUUUUUUACUUGCUUCUUGAUCCCUAUGCUACUCCUACCACUGGGCUAAAUAUUCAUUUCAGAACGGCGCACUCUGAGAGAAACAGAGAAAGAAGUCCCACCCUGUCCCUCAUUCUGUGCCAUUUACGCAACAUUCUGCGUACUUUUAUACUGAGCGCUUUACUGCUUUCCAGUUUUGGAAAACUACUGUCUGUCGGUAGCAGUGUGCUUGCAUUGUUAAUUGCAAGUACUGUAAAUGCAUGAUUAUGUAUGAAAAAUGACUAUCCAAGUUCAUAGAUGACAUGUAAACUGUAACCUGCUGUAUAUCUAUGAUCAUGAAAGAAUAGAUAAGUAAAUGCUAAAGUAAACACUAAAUAUUAGGUGCUUUUGGUAAUUUAAUCAUACAUUGUUGUAAUUUAAACAAGUAUAAGUCUUCAUUAAUAGUGGUUUUAUGAAGCUGUACAAAAAAUAUAUAUAUAAUUAUGCUGUCCUGCUGAUGUACGAAUAGCUACUGAUAGAAAUGAUUAUGACUUAAUUUUAAAAAAAAUGACACGUAGAUGGAUGUUAUUACUAAACACGUUUAUCAUGUGAUUGCUGACGUAGUACCUUAAAGUUCACUUUCAGAAAUUGUGAACACAAGCAGAAAUGUCAGUACAUUUAUCACGCAUGUUUUCAACAUCAGCAGUUGAGUUAAAUCCUCACCCUGUAACACUAACCACCUUUUUUUUGUUUGUUUUUUUUUUAAUCUGGAGAAAGUUUGGUUUUAAACUGUACUAUGAAUAGGAUUCCAUUUUAGUCAUGCAGGGAAAAAAAACAAGCAGGUAUCAAAAUCAGAGUGAUUUUUUAAGGCAGAUAAGGCAAAAGUGAAAUUCUGUACUGUUUGAGACUGAAAUUUGUGCAGUGUUUUACAACAAACUGGACUAUUCUUAGUCGCUGACCAACUGAAACAUCUUGUUGCAAUUAAUAAGAACUUAGUGUAUUUUUGAGCAAUUCAGUGCAUGAUUGCCAGUUAUAUCUGGAGUCCAUGUUUACUGUAUGUGUGGG
Chanos chanos (milkfish) is the source of this 1570-nucleotide messenger RNA. It is a transcript of the gene pdzd11, whose product is annotated as PDZ domain containing 11. The transcript has 5 exons. The record is from RefSeq and is a predicted model, not a curated record. Lineage: Eukaryota; Metazoa; Chordata; Actinopteri; Gonorynchiformes; Chanidae. Gene Ontology annotation, molecular function: protein binding. The coding region runs from base 5 to 433 and encodes 142 amino acids.